Nicotiana attenuata is the source of this 2276-nucleotide messenger RNA. Its product is annotated as probable receptor-like protein kinase At5g56460. Gene Ontology annotation, biological process: protein phosphorylation. NCBI's taxonomy places the organism in Eukaryota, Viridiplantae, Streptophyta, Magnoliopsida, Solanales, Solanaceae. The transcript has 4 exons. Bases 1278 to 2009 code for a protein of 243 amino acids. The record is from RefSeq and is a predicted model, not a curated record. Gene Ontology annotation, molecular function: ATP binding; protein kinase activity.
CUCAAUAAUCCGGAUUCGGGCCGGGUAGAAAAUCCCCUUUCUAUUUCAAGCGCUCAGCAAUUAUACCAAGCACCAAAACCCUCACUUUCCCCUUUUGAUUCGUUUACGUUUGUGUUGUGUGCCCUAGAAAAAACCAUGGCAGACGUUCAUAUGAGAGACGAGAAGAUGAGAUACGAGGAUGAGAAGCGUGGGGAGUUUGAGAUGAUCCGAAAGAAGUUGGAGGAAUGGAACUUUUCGCCUUAUUACUUUCAAAUUUUCAACAAGGAGGAAUCUCCCAAUUGGCGCCACCCUAUGUUCAUCGAUAGCAUCGCUAACGGAAUGCUAGCCUUUUUCUAUGAAAGAUGCAACUAUUACCAAAGUUUUUUUCAUUAUCUCUGUUUCUAAUGGAAUAAUAUAGGGUUUUGUUGUGCUUAUGUCAAUUUUUGUCAAUUUUUUUAUUUUAUUUAGGCAGGUUCUGCUAAUAUAAUAAACAGUUUUUGCUUAAUUAAGCCCCCAAAUUAGCUGCAGUGAAUCUGCCAGUUUUGUAUUGCCCUCUUGCUUUGACUCGCAAGCAAUUAAUCAUUAGCAUAGUGAUAUAUUAAAUUGCUAAGAAAAACCUUUAUCUAUGAAUAUAAAUAUUAAAUAGUUUAGUAUAAAGAAACUAGUGACUAAUAGCACCCAGGACUUUUGGUUCUGGUGGUAAGAGCACAUCAGGUGAUGUGCAGCAGGUUAGGCGCACGUCAAGGUUGCGAACCCUACUGGUAUAUAAGUGUAGAAGGGAGAGGGGCAUACCCGUUAUUCAUUGAGUUUUGAACCGUGCGCCACUGGCUCUCGGGAAUAUCUUGGUUAUCAAGAAAAGGAAAAAGAACUAGUCACUAUUGUUGAUGUAUGAACUUAUAACAACAUCUUUGCAUUUGAAUCAGUUUUUCAAAAUGGUUUUUGAACUUGAUUGACAUCCACAAUGGUAUUCUUCUUCUCUGAAUGUUCUUCUCUGGUUUUCAAUAUGCAGCUUCAAGUUCUCACUUGAGCCAAUGAUAGUUGGUGAGGUGAAUCUUUGCACCUACUCCGAGUUGCAAAACAUCACUGAUUUCAAGCCUGAGAGCUUGAUUCAGAAGACUCUUUCGGGAAGAUUGUUUCGUGGCACCAUUGGCGAAGGAUCUGAAAAGCGACCGGCGAUUGUAAAGACAUGGGAUUUUUUCCUUCCUUUGGGAGACGAGCAUACUCAACGUCUGCAUAAAUUUUGUGUAUGUUUGCAAGAUUGAUCUGAAUUUGAUUUCUUGUCUAUUAUCUUGGGUUAAAUGAUGUCUAGGGUUCUUUUGUUGGACGAGAUCGAGUUAUUCACAGAUGAAAGAGCAAAUACGCAUCCAAAUUUGUUGAAGUUGUAUAGGUACUGUUAUGAGACGAGGCUUGCAGCUGUCUAUGAUGAAAAAUUCACCAGACUCUUGUCUGAUGUGCUUUUGGCUGAUGACUUUGAGUGGGAUGACCGGAUAAAAGUGGCAACUCAACUUGCAGAUCUCUUGGCAUGGUUGCAUGAAAAGAGGGUUGCAGUUGGCAGUGUUAUUGCUUCAUGCGUUAUGAUAGAUGAGGAAGUAAAUAUAAAAGUAUUUGACUUUGGUCACGUUUCAAAUCAUGUGAGCGAAGAUUGUAAAAUUCCUGUUAAAGCUCGUGUUGGCAGGGAAGCUCCAGAGGUUGUAGCAGGUGAGCGGACGAUGAAAUCUGAUGUUUAUAUAUUUGGUCUUCUACUUCUGGAGCUAAUAAGCAAAAAGAAAUUUAAUUUUCGCGAGAAUCCUGUGAUUGUGGAAAAUUCAGUUGUAAAGGAGGCUACACUUAGUGAAAAAUAUUUGGUUCAUGAAUGCUUCAAAGAAGUUGAUCAUCCAACUGCACUUGAUAUCACACAUCUGGUAUUCCUCUGCAUGAAUCUGGAACCAGAAGAAAGACCAACGAUGAAGGAUGUUUUAGAUGCUUUGAGAGCACUGAGUACGGGAGUGAGGGGAGAGAAACGAAAAAGAGAUGAAAACGAGGCAGAAUAGAAUAAGCUAUCCUCUUGGAUUAGCUGCUUUUCCUUUUUGUAUGAACUGAAUUUCGUAAGGUAGUAGCUAUAGACUCGAUUACUAAUUAGAAAGGCUCGUUGGAAUCGAACCGCUACGGGAUUAACAUUUACUCAACGUGUGUUGCAGCUUCUUUGUAGAAAAGGAAAGUAUUGUGUUGGAGCUUUGUAGAGGAAGAAUGUAUUUGACUGAAUACCUUAUGAAUUGCUGAUAUUCCAAUCCUUUAAGCAAACUAUUGUAGACAUGUAA